CGUUUCUGUAUUGCAAAUGAUGUCGUCAGGGCCAUCAACAAGCAGUGUGUUGAUUGGACAUAUGACUGUUGAUGCAUGUUAUGAACAGUGAAAAUGAAAAUAAUAUUCAGUAAAGAUUUGCUAAUUGGUUUCAGUUUUAUUCCAAGAUGAUUGAAUUUUGUACCUUUCGUCGCAUGGUCAUCUUUAUUAUUGGUUUGAUAAUAACUUCACUUAUUGUGCUUACAAUAGAAAGUUUUCUCACCCCUUCCAAUGGAAAAUACCUGCACCAUCCUGGAAGUCGAGAAGAAAACAAAUCCAGUGCACCAUGUUGGCAGAAUGAGGACUAUUUUAUCAAACAGCACUGUGCUCCGUGUUCUGAAUUUGAAAAGGUAAGCAGACAUCUCCCUGCUUGUGUUCCAACAGGCUUUAAGGAAAUGGUUUCGUGCAAGAUAUCGGGUGAUGUAUAUAGAAGCUGUGAUAAAGUUCUGUGGCUAGAAGAAAGAAACUUCUUUAUAUUUGAAAGUUGUAUGGCCUGCUUUGGAAUUAUAGGAGCAAUAAUUGUAUCUUUUCGUCAAAAACAGCUAGAUCAGAGGAUGAUGCAAAGAAUUCAACAACAGAUAUCAGCUGGAGUUUAGGUAUCAUUAUUAAAAGGAUAACUGCUACUUAUUUUGUACUUUAUUUAUAAAUGUAGUAGUUUUGUAAAAAAAAAAAAAAAAAAAAAUGUUUAAAUAUGUAAAGAUAUUUUACACUGCACACAUAAACUUAAAUAACAACUGCCAUGAUAAAAUAUGGAAAGGAUUUGAUAGGACUCUAUAAUAGUAGUCAAUUUUAGCAAUAGUUAUUUUUUCUAUCUCAGCAUAUUGCUAUGUGUUUAAUUUAAAAA
This is a messenger RNA of Stegodyphus dumicola, 862 nucleotides long. It is a transcript of the gene JTBR, whose product is annotated as jumping translocation breakpoint protein JTBR. NCBI's taxonomy places the organism in Eukaryota, Metazoa, Arthropoda, Arachnida, Araneae, Eresidae. The record is from RefSeq and is a predicted model, not a curated record. Gene Ontology annotation, biological process: mitotic cytokinesis. Gene Ontology annotation, cellular component: centrosome; spindle; membrane.